Molecule: messenger RNA, 420 nt
Organism: Thamnophis elegans (Western terrestrial garter snake)
Lineage: Eukaryota; Metazoa; Chordata; Lepidosauria; Squamata; Natricidae
Product: C-type lectin mannose-binding isoform-like
Exons: 4
Coding region: 1-420 (139 amino acids)
Molecular function (GO): signaling receptor activity
Source: RefSeq, a predicted model, not a curated record
AUGAGUGAAGACAGAGAAAUUGCCUUUUGUCAUGACAUAACCAUAUCCCCUUUCUGCCUUUUCAUUGCUUCCCCAGCUUCUCAUGCUGGAUUCUGUCCAAGGGAAUGGUUACGAUAUCAGAGGAACUGUUACGGGCUCUUCCAUGAGAAGCUGAGUUGGCAUGAGGCUGAGAUCAGGUGCCAAAGCUAUGGCCGGGGUACCCACCUUGCCUCUAUCCUUACCUGGCCGGAAACAUUAAUUGUAUCCAAACAUAUCUCUGCUUAUAUGAAAGAAAAAGGGGUUGACAUCUGGAUUGGACUCCAUGACGUUCGCCAUAAUGGGAACUGGAGGUGGACUGAUGAGUCGGUUUUCAAUUACAAGAACUGGAUGCGUGGAGAACCCAACAAUCUUUGGAACUCUGAGUAUUGUGUUGCUCUCUGA